Messenger RNA from Haliotis rufescens (red abalone), 7163 nucleotides. RefSeq names its product TWiK family of potassium channels protein 18-like. Gene Ontology annotation, biological process: potassium ion transmembrane transport; stabilization of membrane potential. Gene Ontology annotation, molecular function: potassium ion leak channel activity. NCBI's taxonomy places the organism in Eukaryota, Metazoa, Mollusca, Gastropoda, Lepetellida, Haliotidae. The record is from RefSeq and is a predicted model, not a curated record. The transcript has 4 exons. Gene Ontology annotation, cellular component: membrane. Bases 648 to 2096 code for a protein of 482 amino acids.
UACAGUACAUAGACAUCGCUGUCUGUGGAGGCACAACGCGAAGGAUUACUGGAAUAACAACCUGCGUCUACGGCUUACUUGAGAAAGCAGUGUGCAUCUACGUGCUAGAUAUCUAGAUGCUGUUAAGCCGGUGACAGAUGGUAUUGCAACAGAACAUUGGACUAACAGCUGUAAAGACCAUCCCCUACAGAACCCGCAGUCGUCGAUACAGCGCUAACAGUCUAACUACAAUAUGUUUCAGACAGUAUUCUCAACAAUUAAUUCCAGGCAAUAAAUAAGAGGCCAGAAAUUCAGGAAUCCAGAAAAGUCAAUGUUGAAAGUGCUAUUGUAGUUCUUAUGUAUGCGACGAUAAUACCGUGUGAGAACGCUGUGCGCGGUAUAUAGAUUACUGUGUGAAAGUAGAAUUUAGCCGACCAUUCUGCAGCGGCUAUUUGUAUGUACAUAGAACUCGUGAUUGAUUAUUUAGACUGUGAUACAGUGGAGGUGACUCGCACAGUGCAGAGGCGCGGCGUUUCUUGGGCAAGUUCUCUGGACGAACUGAACACGGACUGUUCCUGUAUAUUUGGAGGAUUUACUUCAUAAUCGAUAGACAUUUUGCAGGACUACGGAGGAUCGGCUGUACUGCUUUCACACAGCUUCACAUCGCAAUGGCGUUCUUCCUACGUGCUAUGUUCCUCAGGAAGAAGCGGGGUUCUUCCAAGAACCCUGUGCCUUCUGUUGAAGUCGAAUUACCUCAAGACGACUCCGCACGUGCGCGGCUAGCAGACGACCUAGAUGACGGGUCUUUCACGAUGGAGGAAGAAGACGCUUCCGGUUUAGAAGAAGGCAAAGAUGGCAAAACAACAAACAAGACUUGUUUUCUGAAGAUUAAAAAGAUCCUGAGGACUAUUUACAAGGCGGUGUCGUCCGUUGUAGGGCUGUUAAUCCUCCUGGCGGUGUACUCCGUCAUCGGGGCUGCGAUAUUCCGAGCUAUAGAAGGUCCACAUGAAAAAGCUCACCGGGACAACAUCACGUCCAACAGAGAAGAGACUGUGAGAGUGUUGCAGGAACUGUCGUCCAAUUUAAGUCAAGGACUGGUGAAUGAAACGCAAUGGAAUCUAGUGGCAAGAGGAUUGUUGCUGCGUUACGAGGAGACUGUGGUCAUUGCUCAAAAGAAUGGCGUGGUCAACUCGACCAAAACCCCCACAUGGACGUUCUGGCAAUCCAUGUUCUUCUGUGGGACCAUCUACACCACGAUUGGUUACGGGCACAUUGCUCCGUCCACGGACCUGGGUCGCAUGAUGACUAUGGUGUACGCCGCCAUUGGCAUCCCCCUUGCGCUCGUGUGUCUGGCUGACCUGGGGAAGCACUUCACGCUGGGCCUCAAGCUUAUGUGGGCCUUCAGUAGGCGUUACUGCAACUGUCGUAAGAAGAUGAGGAACGCAAGGAGAGGCAAAUACACCCCGGAUGAUGUUGAAGAUGGCAACAGCUCGACAAAAGCUGCCAUCAAGCCUGGGGAUAGGGUGUACUAUGGCUACAAAAUUGAUGACGAAUUCAAUAUUCCUAUUUCCUUCGCCAUAGGGAUUCUUGUAUUGUACAUCUUUCUCGGGGCCAUAAUGUAUGCCUUGUGGGAAAAAUGGUCCUUCUUGGAAUCGUUCUACUUCGUGUUUAUAUCCAUCAGCACCAUAGGAUUCGGGGAUGUACUUCCCGCCCAUCCCAAGUUUUUUCUUCUGUCGUCAGUGUACGUCUUCAUUGGCCUGUCGCUUGUGUCCAUGUGCGUUAACGUGGCCAUUGAGUUUUUCUCCAAGACCAUUGAUAAAGCCAAGGUGAAUAUUGACCGGGCUAAAACUAAAGCUAAGGAGAAGGCUAAAGAGGCUAAGGAGAAGAUGCACGAGGUAUCCAAGACUAUAGACCGAGCUAAAGAUCGAGCUAAGGAGAGGGUUACAGAAGCUAGAGACAGGGUGACAGAUUUUGCACACGUCAAAAGGAGGUCAACGCGAGGCUCCCCUUCAUCAAACAGAGCCUCCCCGUCUUCGGAUGACGUGAAGUCAGAGACGGCAACACCUAAAAGUAGCCCCAUUUCAGAAACUCCCGAGGAAACACCCACAAACACGUAGUAAGGAUGGAACGGAUGUUUAUACUAUGACUGCUUGGCCGUAAGAUUGCUCGACUUGGCUUACUAGGUUGAUGAGGAACACGUUGGAAUGUCUACAUUUUUUACUCACAAGAAGGAUGGUUAUGUGUCACAGUUGUACAGACUAGAUUCUAUCUAUUCCUGGUUGAUGAGGAUCAUGCCUAUUGGUCACGUCUCCAUGUCAUACUCCACAGAAGGAUGGUUAUGUGUCACAGCUGUACAGACUAGAUUUUAUCUAUUCCUGGUUGAUGAGGAUCAUGCCUAUUGGUUGCGUCUCCAUGUCAUACUCCCAUGAAGGAUGGUUAUGUGUCACAGCUGUACAGACUAGAUUUCAUCUACAUGUAUUGCUGGUUGAUGAGAAUAAUGACGGAUAAUGUCUGCAUCCUGACCAGUCAGUGGAGCAUUGUUUUGUGGACAUUCUGUUCACGAUCUCCAUCGACAUCUCAGUGACAUGAUUACCAUCAAUGCGUGUACUACUUUUGUGGCUUUUGGAGGUCUCAUUGUCGUCAUUCAGAAUUUAACAUUUAAUGACACAUCACAUCAGAAAUAUACCUAUUUGCACAUGACUUUAUGCAGCCGAGAAAGUUGUGCACACAUUCCGUGUGAGUUGGUAUGUGACUCUGUAAUACUAUAAAAUGAUGAGAUUGUUUGAGGCAACCAAUUCGGGACAAUUUGGAAUGACUUAAAAUUAGCUGAACCACAACAAUAUGGUCACUGAAGACAGAGUUGACCAAUGGAUUUCAACUUCGUUAUUCCUUCAGUGAUACGUGUCGGUACAGGUGCUAGUAGAUUAUUUCAACUAAAUUCCACAAAACGAUAUAGCAGUUUAUUUUCCAGUGUAUCAUAGCGUGUAUCGGACGAUGCCAGGGUCAUCUGACGAUAACCUUUCCACAUUUUAUAUAUACCCUAUUGAGGCAUUUUCAAACGUAAAAAGUCGCUAUACGUGACAUUACAGGAAGUUUGUAUCCUUUGUGGCCAGUAGUGUCUGGGGAACCGGCUGGGGUCUCCCUGGUAGAAUAUUGAAAUGGUUCAACUGGCAAGUUUGCAUCGUUACAAAAAAACAAAUGCUGCUCUUAAUGGACGUAUCCUAUUUUUUAUGUCCAUAAAAGUACACAAACUACCAUAUUCAGUCCUGUUAUGGACAUGUGGUCUUUGGUCCAUAAGGUAGUAUUUCCAAGUCGGAUUCCAGCUUCUAUUAGUGCUAAAAUUCGAUUGAUCAUAUUUGCCAUAUACUUCAGGAAUUCUAGAUCAUCAUUACCAUGAAUACUUGACUUGGCGGAAGACGAUCGAAGAGGAAGUCUAAGGGUAAUAGGUGGUGUUCUGUUGGUUUGUGUGAGUGUGCGAGUGAGUUUAAGGUCGCUUUGAACAGUAUUCCAGUUAUAUCGCGAUGUGUCAGCUUAAUGUGGGAGGAACGCCCGAAGUGAUGCAGGUCUCAGACGUUUACCACUUCGGUGAAACCCACGAGCACGGGUAUUGCGCUUACAAACCUAGAAACAUAAUCUGGGCGAACCGGGAUUCGAACCCACAAUCAUAGGAUUCUGAUGUUCCCAAAGGACGCAACUCUGCACAGCGAAUUUGAUCUCACGGCUAGCAUAUAAACUUAUUUGUGUUAUAUGGUAUGGGUUGACCAUUUCAACCAUUGGUAUCGUCCUUCACAUUAAAAUGGUUUGCAGGCAGCAGAUUCUUUUCAACAUCAGAGUAAUAAUCAAUUCAAAUUUGUUUCUUGUGUGUUUUACAGAAUUGUUACGUAGGUAAUACUGCGGGAUUAUUUGCUUUACUUAUGUCGAUUAUUAAAACUACACUCUACUUACCAGCGAUACGGAGUUUGAAAAUUCUUUCUUUAAGGAAUGGAAACUUGUCAUAUAUUUACACGCUAUUAUUGUUGUCAUUCGCAUUUCCCACCGAUAGAAUGAAUAAUUACGCCAUGUUUUGAUACUCACAUACGUCUUUCAAAGAAAAUGUAUCAUUCUCAUCUAUAUUGUGUGGUUAUAGCUUUCCACGGCAUAUGUUCUUUAAAAUAAAUGCGAAAAGUGAAAGUGCCUUUCAUUCGAGUGUUUACAAUGCAGUUCGUUCAAAUAACAAUGACGUAAAUUCAUUGUUACAUUCCUAACGAACUAUCAUUUCAAAACGUCACGCUAAUACAUCUAGCUAGGGUAAAGUUAUUUUCGUGACAAAACGUCCAUAUUUUUGUAAUUAUAUUCGAAAAUAUAAAAUUAUUAUGGUUAAUAGUGUCGCUUCAUUGUUCACUUGUAAUAUGCAAAGAACACAUUUGGCAUCAUGAACACAUGCACUGCCCAAAUAUUCAUAAUUGCAUAUUUUUUUUAGGGCUUAUACAAUCGCAGUUAUUCAUUGUUUUAUUAAUAUUCCAAUCUGCACAGUUGUGUAAGCCUGAUCUUCACCGGUCGAACAUUGUGCACGGAUAAUCACACUUAUGAAUAUAUGCAAAUGUUUUGAAAUGUAUUUCCAAUUUCAAAUACUUCAGUCGUACGCAAUUAUUAUACCAUGAGUCUGUGACAUACUGACCAUCGAUUGAUUUCAUAUAUCAGGAUUUCUUUGAAGGGUUUGUAUGCUAACUACUACACAUAACUUCCACUUUGCUGUGUGGUGAAAGCAAAGGAUACUUGUCCGUGGGACCAUAACAUAUCGAGUUAUCGGUAGUUCGAUACAAGCGGAGUGUCUGAGUUCUGUCGGAACCAUAAAGUCACUUCUCUUUGAAAGGUAUAUAGAUCUAUCCAUAGUUCGAGACAAGCGGAGUGUCGGAGUUCUGUCGGAACCAUAAAGUCACUUCUCUUUGAGAGGUAUAUAGAUCUGUCUAUAGUUCGAUACAAACGGAAUGUCGGAGUUCUGUCGGAACCACAAAGUCACUUCUCUUUGAAAGGUAUAUAGAUCUAUCCAUAGUUCGAGACAAGCGGGGUGUCGAUAUUGAAACAUAGUGCCACUAAGGAGUCUGUCGAUACCAUAACGUCACUUCGUCUUAAACGAUGUCGAGUUGACGGAGUUUGUUGUUAUCGAUAUGUCACUAUCCUGAGAUGGUCAUUAUUGAACUUGUGAGAAAAGACGGUUUUAUGGUAUAUGAGUGUGUGUUUCUGUCAUAUACGAUCCGUGAUAGUGCUAUUUGGGUUUCAAUGGUAUAAACCCUUGGCCUGCGGGUGAGAAUAAGUCCCCACCAACCUGGGUUGGUCGUAAGAGGCCACUGGCUUGGUGGUCAGGCUCAGUGACUUGGUUCAUUGCGUGUCAUCGAACUCCGAAGGCGCGGAUCGUUGUUCUCAAUGUCAAUCAUUGGAUUGUCUUGUUUACACUUAAUUAUAUACAGGCCGUCGUCCUAUAGCUGGAAUAUUGCUGAGUGCGGCGGUAAACAACAAACAGACAAACAAAUAUAUAUGAGGCAUGUAUACUUUUGGAGUUAACCAAGAUGAGCAAUAUUAAUUGAAGCGUCCCUAAAAGCCUCCUAUAAGUUGACAUAACUGUUCAACCCAGCAGAGCUAUGCUGCUGUGCUAUAUUCCAGAACCGAUAAGGGAAACACCAUUUGUUUACCCGACUCGAUGGCCAGAAUGAUGUUCGGUGUUUCGUGUAAAUUUUACCACAAAUAUCACCAUGUUUCAUAAUUCAGAACAUUUUAUCGGUUCUAAUGUUUGCAUACUUAAUGUUUAUAUGACGUUUUGUUGAGGAGAAUCGUCAGAUAUCAAUAAACGACAGAAAUGAUGUUCAUGUGUUAUACCGAUUGUGUGACACGGGGUGACCUCUCUGUACUGAUGAUUAAACUGUGUAAAGUCUCGCUUUCUGUAGGCGUUUAUAUUCGUAUGUACAUAUAAACAUGUUGCUGGAAUUACGUGUAUUUCGGUAUCUAUACCCCUGUAUUAUUCCAUUUAACUGCGCUCCGAUUUUGGUGGGAAGAACGCCCUAUUCGCGAGAAAUGUCUAUAAUCCAACUGUCCCAUGGAGAUUCCGGGUUAGAAUAGGUCUUCAGCAACCCAUGCUUGUCGUAAGAACGAACAGGUCAGGUGGUGAGGCUCGCUGACCUAGUUGAUGAAUGUCAUCGUAUCCCAAUUGCGUGGAUCGAUGCUCAUGAUGUCAAUCACUGGAUUGUCUGGUCCAGACUCGAUUAUUUACAGACCGCCGUCAUAUAGCUGGAAUAUUGCUGAGCGCGGCGUUAUACAACAAACAAACAAACAAACAAACACUAUAAUCUGACUGUAUGUGACGUAGACCUGAAUCAGAAGAAAUGAAACCUCGAUUCAGGACUCGGCAAACAAUUCAGAAAUAUUGAGAGUUGUUUAUGAAAGUUUUUAAACUAAUGUUAAAAUGGAUACCUUCAUCCACGUUACUGAUAUCCCAUUAAACCUGAUAUGUCCAGCUGAAAAAUUGAUGAUCUGUUAAAAAUACUGAUAAUGAAAUUGAUGAAUCUGCUCUAUAAUGUGGGAGGAAACUCCGAAGUGAUGUUGGUUGUAGACAUUUACCACUUUGCUGAAACCCUGGCGCAAGGUGUGGUGAUGACAAAGGAGCGCCAUCAUCACGGCUAAUCCGGGAUUCGAACUAAAGACCUGCGGAUCCUGAUCCGGCUAGGGAUGCAAUACCCGGCAAGGGUCUACCCCCAAUGAUGACAGUAUUCAAAACAGUUUAAAGGGAUUUUUUAGUUAUGUCUUUUUUAAACAGUUUUUGCGAAAUGAUUUUAGUAGGUAGUAGUAGUCGUCGCAUUAGCUGAAAAGUAGCUGUGUUGCAAUGUAAUCUUUGUAGAUAGAUGCAAAUAUAUAGUAACACAUAUGAUGCAUAAAUACAUUCUUCGCUCCUUAUACUGGCGAGGAAAUGUUAAAGCUGAUCUCUUGAAUUGUGAAACUCGCUUGACUGCGUAUUUGACCAGAUUCUAGAAACAUACUGGUGUAAAUUGGAAUAUUGUAUGGUACCCGUUGUCGUCUCUUAUCAUCUUUUCAGAAGUUAUUUGUCUGCCAUGUUCGGCACACAGGCAGCCAUCCUAUUUUACGAAUUACAAGGCUUGAUUCUUACCAGUGUUUUGAAAUGCAUUUGUAUUUCACGAAAUAAAUGAUUGAUAAAU